CUCUCGACCCGAUCCCACCAACCCCUUCUCCCUCUCCGCCGCACUUGCUCAUCCCUCCCAAUGGCGACGCCGCAAGCGCGCGCGCCGCCGUUGCUACGGGCUCCGCCCCGGGCGUGCCCCGCCGCCCAGCUCGCCACGCGCCGUCGGCUAGUCCGGCUACCCGUGGCCGCCUCGGCCGGAGUCGGCGGCGGAGGAGGGCCCGAGCUGCGCACGUGCAAGAACUGCAAGAAGCAUUACGACCCGGCGGCGAACCACCCCUCGGCGUGCCGCCACCACACCGCCCACUUCGGAGGAGAAACGAAGAGAAAAUUUGAAAGUGUCUAUGCGGGUGGGACUCUGGAUACUCCAGAUUCAGGCAAAGUGUUCCAGUAUUGGCAUUGUUGUGGAUCGGAAGAUCCUUUUGAUGUUGGCUGUACUGCUUCUCCUCACUGUUCAUAUGAUGACUGAAUACCUUCUCAUGUCUGCAUUGUGAUCCUACUAUUCUUUCAUAUGAAUACUUUUGCCCAUAUUGUCCAUAUAUGUGAAACUGAAAACAGUGCAUUUUUGCUGUCAAAUGUAGUUUGCUAUACUCAUUUUUAAUUUGAACAUUCAAUACGGUUA
This is a messenger RNA of Oryza sativa Japonica Group (Japanese rice), 600 nucleotides long. RefSeq lists its product as uncharacterized. The record is from RefSeq and is a predicted model, not a curated record. NCBI's taxonomy places the organism in Eukaryota, Viridiplantae, Streptophyta, Magnoliopsida, Poales, Poaceae.